AAUUUACCAAUCUAAACAUGUUUUCAGUCUCUUGUUGUGAAGAGUGUGUAUUUAAAAACAAAAGGGCAAAUCAUAAGCCCUACCCACUCGCCCUGCCUCAGUUGCGACGAUUUUUCUUUGUUCGUCGCGAGCAAGGGGGGGGAGCUUAAUAGCAUAAUCCUUAUGUUACGAAAAAUUACCAGUGAAAUAUGUUCUUAAGUAAUUGUGUUUUUCAAAGAAAGCUAAGUACUACGUAAAGUACUAAGUAAAAGAAAGCCCCACCCAUGUCUCGAUCUCAGUCAUGAUGAGUUUUUCAUUCGUUGUCGGUCCGAAAGGCGGAGCGUGCUGCAAAAUUCAUAUUCGUACAAAAAUGUACCAUUGUAAACAUGUUUUGAGUUUGUCGUUGGGCCAAGAAGACUACGUAUAUUAAGAAAAAAAGGCAAAAUGUAAUGAGGAGAAUCGCGUGAUUAAUAUUGUCAAACGCCUUUGAAAAAUCGAAAUAUAUAACGUUCACCUGCCUACCUCUAUCUUAGCAGAUAUAAAUUUGGUUUUACACAAAAGUAACAGUAGACCUCUUAGUUGUAAAACUGUGUUGAGCAUCACUUCAGAAAUUAAAAGUGUGAAAAUAAAGUCAAUUCACAAUUUUUGACAAAUUUUCGUCUAGUCAGAUUACCGUCGAUUUUUAAGUUUGAGUUGAAAAUGCGACGAUCAAAGACAAAUUUUCACAAAUUCAUGGCUGUUUGUGAUCGUAUUUUUAUCGCUCUCUCAGCAAAAAAUCAGUAUUAUUAUAAAUAUAGGAAUAUGGUUUACAACCUACCUCAAAGUAUCUUAUGCACAGUUGGAAUAGUGAUCCAAAUAAGAUUGACAAAAACCAUUCAAGUGGUCGAAGAAAAAUGUUGCUUAGUCUAGAAACAAAUACACACCAAGACCUUACAUGCCUAAGAUUGGCUCAUUUAAGCCUUUGGGUGCUAAAUAAAUCAACGAAUAUGUCCUCAACGAUUAGUCAAAAGAAAUUUCCACACGAUAGCAGACUUGAUUAGCCCCGUCCUUUGCCUCCUAUCAUUAUCAAUCACUCCACCAUUUUUAUCCAUCAAAUCUAAUAAAAAAAGCAAGUUCAUUGACAAAUCGUACGUCAACAAUCAAACCUAGAUUAUAACAUAAUCUGCGUAUCGUCCGCCACAAGCCAAAACAAUCGCCCUCCGCGCAUCACCCUACCAAACCGCCCGAAAACCGCGCCACCUUUGACCCCUGACCCGAAAAGCCCCGCUGGACCCAUCCAGCUGCCAACCGCUGCCCACCAGCAUUCCGCGGAAAACCGCAUCUUCGCGACCGGAACAAAGACCGCCCGCAUCGACCCCUCUCGGGUCAAGCGUUAUCGGCCCAAAGCCUUAUAUAAACGCGCGCCGCGGCCCCGGCCAGUGCCGAACAUGAGCACAGUGCGACCGGCGGGAAACCCGACGCAAUGAGGACCUUCGAGAGCAUGGCGAGCACCGCGCGGCUGCUGGUGAGGGCCCUGCGGAUCUACUGGAAGGCCAUCUUCGUGGUGGUCUACCCCCUGGUGCUGCUGCCGGUGUUCCUGCACGACAAUGUGGCGGCGCUGCGCUGCCUCUACGUGGUGCUGCUGAUGGCGGGCUACUGGGUGUUCGAGGCGCUGCCGCUGCCCGUCACCUCGCUCAUCCCGAUGGUGCUGUUCCCGCUGAUGGGCAUCCUGGACUCGGACAAGACGUCGCUGUGCUACCUGAAGGAGACCAACAUGAUGUUCGUCGGGGGGCUGGUGAUCGCCAUCGCUGUGGAGUACUGCAAUCUGCACACCAGGGUGGCGUUGUAUGUUAUACAGUUGGUCGGCUGCAGCCCGCGCCGCCUCAAUUUUGGUCUCGUCACGGUCACCAUGUUCGUCUCAAUGUGGAUUUCCAAUACAGCCGCCACCGCCAUGAUGAUACCAAUAAUAGAGGCAACACUCAAAGAACUCGAAACACAAGGUAUAGGGGAAAUGUACGAAUCCAUUCCAGUCGACGAUAACGACAAAAUCGAAAGCGCCCCACAGCCAGACCCUGAACACAAGAGACCCACAAAAACCACCAUGUGUUAUUUCAUAAGCACGGCAUAUGCAGCAAGUAUAGGUGGGAUGGGGUGUAUCGUGGGCAGUGGCACCAACUUAACAUUCAAAGGGAUCUACGAGACGAGGUUCCCGGACAGUCCUGGAGUUGAGUUCGCCAAAUGGAUCAUGCUGAACGUCCCAAUGAUGGUAAUAAUGAUGUACAUUUCCCUCAUGUGGUUGCAAAUGAUCUUCAUGGGCCUCUUCCGACCCAAUUCCAACGAUGCAAAGAAGAUCAGAGUUGGUACUCAGGGUGAAGCUGUUGCCCGCAAACUUAUUCGUUCCAAAAUCAACGAAAUGGGACCGAUGUCGUUCCACGAAUGCGCAGUAGCUGCACUUUUCACCCUUUCUGUGCUUCUUUGGUUCUUCAGGAAACCCCAGUUCAUAGCUGGAUGGGCGGAAAUGAUCACCCAGCAUAAAGUGAAAGACGCUACUGCAGCCCUCAUUGUUGUUUUGCUCUUGUUUGUUGUACCAGCACGUCCAGAUUUUAUAUACAUUUUUAGUAAAGAUGAGAGUAAGAGACCCAAGGUAGCAUCGCCUGCUCUUAUUACGUGGAAAGUGGUUCAGCAGAAACUACCAUGGGGGUUGAUUUUCCUGUUAGGUGGCGGGUUUGCGCUUGCUGAAGCCUCCAAAGAGAGUAAAAUGAGUGAACUAAUUGCUCACCAUUUACAUGGGAUUGCGACCCUACCGAAGUUCGCUGUGAUGGCGAUAUCGUGCAUUUUUGCCACGGUUUUGACGCAGUUCUCGAGUAAUGUGGCUGUGGCGAAUGUCCUGCUUCCGGUACUGGCAGAAAUGGCAAAAGUUGGCAAGGUGCACCCCCUUUACCUCAUGCUGCCGACUUCACUGUGCUGUUCCUUCGCAUACUGCCUUCCAGUCUCCACCCCCCCGAAUGCCAUAGCGGCAGCUCCAUGCAACAUGGCGUCAACCGAGAUGGCGAAGGCCGGUUUAGGAGUGGCGAUAAUUUCCCUCCUAGUCUUAUUUGCGAUUUUCCCGACCUUGGGAGGGGUGAUUUACACAGAUUUGUCAAGUUAUCCGGCAUGGGUGGAGACGUAAAAGUACAAAAAAAUUUUAAGACUGGUGACUUUUUAUGGAGGGGGCUUGAAGGUCUUCUCAAUUGGUAUUGUUAAGUAUCUCGGUUAGGGAAAUUAAAUCACGUCGCGUGGUAUUAUUUUUGGAUUUGUGUUGACGUCACGGUGUAAUUAACCCGGGAUUGAACACGUAAUUAUUAUUAAUUUGUUCAAUGACGAUGUAUUAUAUUUAUAGUAUGAUUCUGAUUAUUUAAUAAAAUGUACAUAUUUUUUA
Molecule: messenger RNA, 3376 nt
Organism: Zophobas morio
Lineage: Eukaryota; Metazoa; Arthropoda; Insecta; Coleoptera; Tenebrionidae
Gene: Indy
Product: protein I'm not dead yet
Exons: 5
Coding region: 1442-3127 (561 amino acids)
Biological process (GO): citrate transport; transmembrane transport
Cellular component (GO): membrane
Molecular function (GO): succinate transmembrane transporter activity; citrate transmembrane transporter activity
Source: RefSeq, a predicted model, not a curated record